This is a messenger RNA of Brienomyrus brachyistius, 4966 nucleotides long. RefSeq names its product orthopedia homeobox a (gene otpa). Gene Ontology annotation, molecular function: DNA binding; DNA-binding transcription factor activity, RNA polymerase II-specific. NCBI's taxonomy places the organism in Eukaryota, Metazoa, Chordata, Actinopteri, Osteoglossiformes, Mormyridae. Bases 3147 to 4142 code for a protein of 331 amino acids. The transcript has 3 exons. Gene Ontology annotation, biological process: regulation of DNA-templated transcription; neuron differentiation. The record is from RefSeq and is a predicted model, not a curated record.
AAACCAUAAUACUGGUAAUAUAACAUAUAUUUUGUAUAUAUACACACACCCCUAAACAGUUUUGCUUAAUUGUAUUGACACAUCAAAAAAAAAAAAUGGAUAAAAAGCCCAUUUUGUCAGUGGUAAAUAACCAAAAAAUAGAAGCACAAUGUAGAAAAAAUAUUGACUGCAUUUUACCUGGUAUCAUAAUAAUACAUUUAUUUUGAUAACAGGUAAUUCUGGGUGAAUAUUAAGCAUUUCUACAACAACAACAACAAUAAUAAUAAUAAAAGGUAUUUUAGUAACAUAUUUUAGCACUAUUCUACACCUAUACAUUGACGCGGGGUGCAAAAUGCAUGUAGUGAAACUUUGUUUUAUUUUAUGUCUCAGAAAUAAAGCUUGAAAUCACAGUGGUUACUUCUUCGGCAGGUAUCGCUGUACCGAAAUUCAAUCUGUACAUUUAAUAUGAGGAAAACUGAGUGAAUAAAUUGUAUUAGAGGCGGGCAAUAUAUUUUCCUGUAGUUUCCUUUGUUCCACUUCCAUAUGUGUGAAACAAUGCCAACCACAUUUAUUAUGGAGAAGAAAGUUGCUCCGUUGUCGGAAAUUGUUAAACUACGUCUUCCAGCUUUUGUCUCGGAAAAAAACUGUCAGUUAAAAAUCUAGCGCAGUAUUAAUCUUCAACAGAAUGAGUUGCAGUUGCCGACAAACGUAAAUACUGACCACAUUGUGCAGAGGAAAUGUUAAUAAUACCCAUAUUAUUUUGUAUGUGACAUUCACAUAUUUCAUGAGUAGGUCGUUGACUUGUUUUUCGGUAUAAUGAAACACAAUGAAAUAAUGGUAUUAUAACAUAUAUUUUUAUCUAAUUAUAUAUUUCAUAUAAUUAUUUGCAUUCGGUGCCUCGUUAUCUUCAGACGUUUUCGGUCACAUUACUUCGUUAAAUGUGUCUGGAUCUUUGGAAGGAUUGAUCCAGUAUGUUUAUAAAGCUGUAAAAGCCACGAGCAAUUGAAAGUAAUAAAACGGAGCGCGCUAUCAAUCAUGGCACACUGGCGUGGCUCUGAGCUGAAAUGAUCUAAAAUGAAACAAUACGAUGAUUUUAUAUCAUUGUUAUUGUUAUGGUUAACUUCGUAUGUGAAUUUGCAUGUACUUUUGCAUGGUUUGGCAUGCGGAUAAAAGACAACUAAAAUAUAUACGAAUUUACUCGCUUCGAAGCUUUUACAGAGGGAAAAUACAUUUGGCAAACAGACGAUUCUUUGAUCGUUUGGAGAAAAAGGUGUAUUUAUGCCUGUCACGCGCACAAGAAAUACAUUAAUAUAUACACAUAUAUACAAUCCAUACCGUUUUGUCCUAUAUAUAUACACACACACAAAAUAAAUCGUCGUCAAAUCUUAUGAAAGGAAAGAUUUAAACAGACCCCAGACAUUAAAUUGCCAUGUGAAGUUCCGGUGCUUCAUUCGAGUUCGCCAGGAAAUCCGAUAAGAAGCAGAGAAUCCACACUCCUCUUUCCAUCUUAGCGCGGCGAACGCUAAUCCAUCGCAACCAGUAUUUCCCUAUAACUACGUGUGGUGAUGCGAAUUGUCCCGGUUAUCUCACCAGAUUGCCGAAAUAUAAAAGAUGAGCUGAAUCAAUUUAACAGAGGACAGAGAAAGAAAAGAGCAAAACCGCCAAAGUUCUCGCUUGGACGCAUCUUUUGUGAGCCUCCGUGGACAUUAUUCACUCCGAAAUAGAAACCGCUUUUAUAAACAUCCGUGCUGACAUCUGCUAGCAGUUGUUUACUGUUUUUGGGUUUCUGUAUUUUUAAGAGUCUGUGUGAAUCCAUCUGUAUGGAAGAUGUAAUUGUGCAGCGUUUUUGUUGUAUAUUUGGUGAAAAUAUAUUUCUGAUUUGUUUAUGUCUGCUUUGGGCAAAAUAAUUAACCUUAAUUUAGUCUAUUUGGAUGAAAAAUCAAUAUUGUUAAAGCAAUUGAUUAGUACCUAAAGCAUGUUUGUGUGUGCAUUUAUUUUGUUGAGUUUUUCCGCUCCCCAUGACACCGGGAAGGAAGGAGGGGGCAAUGAUUUCUUUUAAAAAGAGGAAAUAUCUUAUAAAGUAGUCAUUUACAGUGAGAUUUCCACUUAAUUGUGCACUUAAUUUGCUCAAAUAUAAUUUACAAUAACUAUACACUGAUUUGACAGUGAAAUCUAAACAGUAGUAAAUCAGUACAAAUUUAUACCGAUUUUUCUAUAAUCCUAGUAAUAAAAGAUUAUAGAUUUGGCGCUAAUUACAUAAAUGCCUAAUGAUCUUGAAAAUUACCCUGGUUAGAAGUAUAUUACUAAUCUAAACUUUGUUGUUGGCAUGCUCUGAGAAAUCAGAACAUUAGAAAUGGUUCGCUUCGUUUCUGGGAGGUGGCCCUUCAAAUAUUUAGAAUCAAAGAACCUGAAUUAUUGAUUGGAAAACGAACAAAUGCAGGAAAUAACUUUACUGCUGAAAUGGAAACACGCGCAAAAUACCCUAAAGCUGAGGUGGCCACAAGCGUUGUAGUUAUAUUGCUAUCUAUGACAACUAAUAUGCCAUAUCAAAUAGGUUUACAAAUAAAUGUUGCAAAUAACCUUUGCCUCGCCCAUGUUAACAUGUUAAUAUUUUCAUCAGAGACAUUUAGCUUUCCUUACCCCUUACUGUAAUUAGGCUAUGUGUUUGCUUUGAAGCUUUAUAAAAAAGAUUAAGCAAAUGAGGUAUGUGAAAGCAAUGUCCACUUAACAUAUCUUAAACCACAUAAAUGUGAAGAAAUAUUCUGAAAAUACUGGAGUGUAUUAAGUGUGGUUUGCAGUCGUAAUAGAAAUUAAAUCAGGUCAUUUUAAAGAGUAUAAUUUGAGGUGGAAAGUUAAUAAAUCAGAUUUGAAAAUGAGAAGAAAUAGACUUGUGAACGUAGCUCCAGUACGAAUGUGAGUGGCUGUCGACGGAGGCUCGCGGUGCUGACAUUUUCAAGCUUCAAUUCUGAUUGGUUCUUAUUUGAAGAAGCUCAUGGGUUCAUUCAACUAUUAAGCGCCUCCCCAUCCCUCUAAAGGACAUUAUAAUGCAAGGGACCUCCUUUUUAAACACAAACCGAAUUUUCUUUCAUUUAGGCUAUAUAUAUUUUUAAAUAGUUUAAAGUCAUAGAAAAAUUUUUGGAAAGCAUUUCGCCCUGGAGCGGUGCGCAAUGCUAUCCCACGCCGACCUCCUGGAUGCUCGCCUCGGUGAGUUGUCACCAAACUCCGGUCUUCAACUCUACUGGAUGAAGGAUGCCGCGGUAGAGCUUCUAGGGCACAGGGAGGCACUGAAAUGUAGAUUGGGAUCCGGGGGUUCAGACCCCGGGCAUUCUGGUGAUCUAGCCCCGGGUUCCGACGCUGUUGAAGGAACCACGCUUCUCCCAGGAGACGAUAUCAACAAUCCUGGAUCCAAUCCUUCCGGCGUGCAGGUCAACAACAGUAAAGACCAAGAAAAACAGCAGCAGCAACAAAAUCCCAAUCAGUCGAGUGGGCAGCAAAGCCAGAAACAGAAGCGGCACCGGACCCGUUUUACUCCGGCCCAGCUUAACGAACUGGAGAGAAGUUUCGCCAAAACGCAUUACCCAGAUAUCUUCAUGAGGGAAGAACUAGCGCUGAGAAUCGGUCUCACAGAAUCACGUGUACAGGUUUGGUUUCAAAACAGACGCGCCAAGUGGAAGAAGCGUAAGAAGACAACGAACGUGUUCCGCGCUCCGGGUACACUGCUGCCUACUCAUCACGGCCUGCCACAAUUCCCCUCUGCCGCGGCCGCUGCGGCUGCCAUGGGCGACAGCCUCUGCUCUUUUCAUGCCAACGAUACCCGCUGGGCCGCGGCAGGGAUGCCUGGUGUUUCUCAGCUUCAGCUCCCGCCCGCUUUGGGCCGACAGCAGGCUAUGGCGCAGUCCCUAUCCCAGUGCAGCCUUGGAGCUGGUCCCCCUCCCAACUCGAUGAGCCUGUCCAACAUGUCAUCUAAUGGCUCCGGGCUGCAGUCACACCUCUAUCAGCCCACAUUUCCUGGUAUGGUGCCCGCCUCCCUCUCCGGUCCGACUAAUGUGACCGGCUCUCCCCAGCUCUGUAGUUCUCCGGACAGUGACGUCUGGAGAGGGACCAGCAUCGCCUCACUUCGCCGAAAAGCACUGGAGCACACAGUCUCCAUGAGCUUCACCUAAUGAUGAUGAUCGAAGGAAGCUCGUUUUUCUUUCCCGCCUUUUUAUGCCAACAUAUGAGUAACACACCAGGAAGUCUCAGGAUGUAAAAUUCUUCAAGCAAAAACGGAAAACGGAGACUGGUUGUGUAUUUAGGCGAUUAAAUUUUAACCACAUUACCCAUGGGACAAAAAUAGGCGGACGCUGCAGGCAUUCACGGAGUUUAUGUAUUAUUGAAUCCAUUAUUUUUGCUUAAGUCUAAGUUUGUCUAUUUAUUUAUAUAUUUAUUUAUUUGUUUAUUUAUUUGUUUAUUUAAUCUUACAUUUUUGUUGUACUUUUGAGUUCCGCUGGGGUUUUCGUAAACGUAAAAAUGCGUACAGUAAAAUAAGCUGACAUAAAGUUAUUUAUAUCUUCUAGUCUAAUUGUUUUACCUGCGAAACUUAAUAAGCGGGGAUAAGGAGACGAAGUCCAAAGCCACCUGCACUGCAUGCGAUAACGGGCUCCAGGCAUGCGCAGUGCACGUGCGUAUUUGGAACCCUGGUUGUUUGUACAGUUGGAGAAAAAACACGAUUUAAACAUGAUUCAACCCAGAAGAAGAUGAAGAAAAAAGAAUGAAAAAAUACACUUGAAAAUCAAUGAACUUUAAAACCUGCUUAGUCUGCAUGUGCUGGCCAAGAUAAUACACCGGGGAAUUAUUAUUUAUAAGACAAGAAAAUAAAAUUUAAACUGUUAUAUAGGAUGUUUUGUGUAGAUAAAGCAUUCUUGUUACCUUCUGGUCAAUUUGUGAUAUGUUCUAAGUUAUUGUCUGUGCUUACUAUUGACACUGGAUUUCCUAAAUGUUUGAUCUU